This is a messenger RNA of Cataglyphis hispanica, 2105 nucleotides long. It is a transcript of the gene Snx17, whose product is annotated as sorting nexin-17. Gene Ontology annotation, cellular component: early endosome. The transcript is spliced from 8 exons. The record is from RefSeq and is a predicted model, not a curated record. NCBI's taxonomy places the organism in Eukaryota, Metazoa, Arthropoda, Insecta, Hymenoptera, Formicidae. The coding region runs from base 264 to 1694 and encodes 476 amino acids. Gene Ontology annotation, molecular function: phosphatidylinositol binding. Gene Ontology annotation, biological process: intracellular protein transport.
UGUUUUCUCGCUCGCGGCAACAGCCGCGAUCUGUCGUGGGAUUCAAAUGCGUGUCAGUAAUAAUAAUCGCGUGAAACGUAAUGCGCGAGUGGGUGUGUGCGGCCGAUUAAGUUCACUGUCACGUAUGCAGUCCCGCAAACGACGAAAAUCUCACAACGGCAAUAUAUGCUGCUGUACCAGUGAAGAUGUUUCAAAGUUAAUGAAUUUUGCUAUAAAUGAUGUGAUUUGACGAUAUUUUUAUCUUUUGCUAAACUUAUCUCAAGAUGCAUUUUUCUAUACCUGAUACUCAGGAAUUUACUGAUGGAGCUGGGAAUGCAUAUAUUGGUUACAAUAUUCAUAUCAAUGGAUUAUUUCACUGUACGGUGAGAUAUAAACAACUGUAUAAUUUGCACGUACAACUCUCUAAGAACCUUGACAUAUCGUUACCUAUAUUUCCUCCAAAGAAGUUUUUUCCUUUGACUCCUAAUCAGCAAGAGGAGCGACGUCUAGCUUUGGAAAAAUAUAUUCAGUCAAUUGGUCAAAAUGUAGCUAUAAACAAUUCUGAGAUAUUAAAUGGAUUUUUAUUAAAUGCUCAACAAGAAACUGUUGGUGACUUGUCUGAGACUGAGAUUUUAGAUAUAUUUCUCAUGAAUGGAUCAAAAAUCUCAUUAAAUGUUCCCACAGGAGAGUAUUCUGGUGAAAUUUUAAAGAAAGUAUAUGAACAUAUAAAGUUAGUAGAAAAAUAUCAUUCCCAUUUUGCCCUAUUUAUUAUUAUACAAGAUGAAUUGUCGGGUAAUAUUAAAAUAUUGCGGAAAUUACAAGAUUUUGAGUCACCUUUUAUAACAUACAAAUAUAUGAGUUCUAUGGGUACAAAAAUUGUUCUCAGAAAAAGUUAUUGGGAUACAACAUACGAUCUUGAGUUAUUGAAUGAUCCAGUGACUCUGAAUUUAUUAUAUAUCCAAACAGCUGCAGAAAUUCGCAGCGGGUGGAUAUUGAUUAACAAGGACGUGCAGUAUCAUUUAGAGAACAUGCAAAAAUCCGGGAACAGAAAAGAAUACUUGAAUGUAGCUCGUUAUUUAAAAUAUUAUGGCUACAUACAAUUUGCACCAUGCUAUUGUGAUUAUCCUCAACAUGGUUCAAGAAUAUUACUUGCUAUAGGUGGAAAUGAAUUGAAUUUACGCAUUUUAUCGUCCAAAGAACACGAAUUUAUAUUUAAAGUUUCGCGAAUGCGAUGUUGGCGUAUUACUACUAUACAAAAUGGAAUGGACCUUCCUGAGGAUAAUAACGAGUGCAGUCUGGAAUUAUCUUUUGAAUAUCUAAUUGCUAGGAAUGAAUUGCAAUGGAUUACGAUUAUUUCGGAUCAAGCGAUUUUAAUGUCUGUUUGUCUUCAAGCCAUGAUUGAUGAGUUGUUACAAAAAUGUGUAGUGGGCAACAGAAUUCAGGUAGAAUCUGGAAAAUCUUGGACAUAUAUUACAAGGGAUGGCCAGAGUCGUAUUACCAUGGGAUCGCCAUUGCGAGAAUGUGCCAAUAAUAAUCAUUCGCCUAAAUCGGGACCAAUUAUAAAAAAACUCGCUAGUAAAUGGUCGGCUGUGACAUCAAAAAAAUCGAAUGAGUCAGUUGUUGUCGAUAAGACCCAUGCAACAUGCACAACAGCUAAUGACUUUGAUAUUGUGGAAAAUAAUGUUUUUCGUAUGAUAGGAGAUGAUGAUUUAUAAGCUUAAUUAUUUUUUAAUGAAGAUUGAGACGUAAGCGCAAUAUAAAAAAUAACAGAGUAUGCCUUAUCUAAACAACUUUUUCAGAGAUAUAUUUUGUGAUACCUACAAAUCAGUGCAACAGUUUCCAAUUUAAAGUUAACAUUUAGUGAUUCUCAAGGCUGAUUAAUUGUUGAAUUAUGCAUAUUUGGUGUCUUCUGUAUCAAUAUGUGAUUGAAAAAUGCAUUUAUAUUUAUUGAUAACUUUACAUAAAAUAUGCAUACUUUUUUAUAUACCGUCCAAUUACAAUAAUAAUCAAUCUGAUGCAAGUUGAAAAUUAACUUGAGCCAAAACUAUGCUUGAAUUACAAGCAUAAUAUUCUGUAUGAAGUACUUAAUGAUAGAACUAAUAUAUAAUAUUAGAAUUAAUAUACAU